AUGAAUGAUAUAAAGGAGUAUUAUGGGAAUGGAGAGACAAAGAAAGUGUCAUGGAGAGAAUCACAACUCAAAGGGUUGCGUCGUUUCCUCAUUGAAAAAGAAGAAGAUAUUUUGAAGGCCUUAAUGCUCGACUUAGGAAAGCAUCAAGUUGAAGCUUUUAGAGGUGAGAUAGGAACUUUGAUGAAGUCUUUGAAUUUUGCAUUGAGUAACUUAAAAUAUUGGAUAUCAGGCAAAAAGGCUAAAUUGUCACAAAUAGCACUGCUUAGUAGUGCAGAAAUUGUUUCUGAACCUCUGGGCCUAGUCCUCAUUAUUUCAUCUUGGAAUUUCCCCUUUGGUUUAUCCUUGGAGCCACUAAUAGGAGCAGUAGCAACUGGAAACACAGUGGUCUUAAAGCCUUCAGAGUUGUCACCAGCAUGUUCUAGAAAAUGA
Molecule: messenger RNA, 429 nt
Organism: Arachis ipaensis
Lineage: Eukaryota; Viridiplantae; Streptophyta; Magnoliopsida; Fabales; Fabaceae
Product: aldehyde dehydrogenase family 3 member I1, chloroplastic-like
Biological process (GO): aldehyde metabolic process
Cellular component (GO): cytoplasm
Molecular function (GO): aldehyde dehydrogenase (NAD+) activity
Source: RefSeq, a predicted model, not a curated record